Molecule: messenger RNA, 3226 nt
Organism: Somion occarium
Lineage: Eukaryota; Fungi; Basidiomycota; Agaricomycetes; Polyporales; Cerrenaceae
Source: the annotation of a GenBank genome assembly
GCUCUACAAACACAACGAAGUCUGUUCCUAACUAGCUUAGGAAAGUGCAACCAGCCUUCGGAAAUUAGAACUCAUGCGCUGGAUAUCUUUCGAAGGUGGUCCGUCGUUCUGCAAAUGGCUGUUAAAGAGUCUUCUGGCCAGCAUAUGCCAUUUCAGCCUCCCAUCCCCUCGCGUCCCGAUCACAGCCUCAUCGGUGCAGCAUAUGAAGGGGCUUCCUUUUGGGGGAGCCCAGGAUGAUCUGCUUAGGUGGCUUCUUCGACUUCGAUCAGCGGUCACUCAGCAAUGCGUGUCACGUAAUGUCGUCCCCACACUGUUUUCGUCUUUGCUGAUAGAAGGUUGUAAUGUGAUUCUUGACGCCAUUGUGAUGGCCAGAUCUUCCUAAGUCGAGAGUCUCGGCCAUUGCUGGCUCCUUUAUCCACUCAUCCCUACUUGUGGUCACUUGCGCAAGAUGGCGACUUACGUCGCACGUCCAGUCUCCCUCAAUCGGCGAAUUACCUCCACAUCCUCGUGUCUUCUUUGGUGUUGUCGUGAUCGCUGGUCUAAGGAGGAUGAGAACGAAGCACACCUUUCAAGUUGUGGUAACGCUAUUUCAAUUAUAUGACACAGGAAUAGAUACGGUACAACCCAAUGCUGGCCCUCCGAUGUGUGUUUGAAGGGGAAAAGAGCUGUUAGCCAAACCGUAAUUCUUUGGUGGCCGUACCUGGUGAGUUCAAUCUUCACUGGUCGGAAUAUACAACCGUCUUCCAUCACACUCAUUGUGAACUGGACCAAACAGAUGUACCUGAUACUCACUCGUCCUUUUCUAACCGACUUGCCCCCAUCAAGGCCUCAUGCACAUGUCCGAACCGAGUAAUCGAACGAUCGAACAACCGAAUUACCGAGCAAUCGAUCCCUCUCCCCAACGAUCGAAAUACUGUCAGUAGAGCUAUAAAAUGGCUGGCUGCAAAGAAAUACCCGCCUUGAUCGAGCCUCUCUUCUACCACGAUCCCCAGCGUUUCCCCAGCUGCCAGCGAAGCAGGCUGUUCACUGCUUGUGAUCCAAAUUACUUCCUCUCCCGUCAGAGGCUCGAAUUCAGAUUCACGAUUCUUCUGCAGGUAAGAUACUUGGAUGAUGCAAUGACAUAUCGAUAUUGAAUCUUUAGGUUAAUCUCCAGCUACCUUGAAAACGGUGACGUGAGUCAUAACGACCAAGCUUUCUCCUACCCCGCAUUUAUUUCAACUUUCAGUCUUCCAUCUCCGGAGUCCCCAUUGCGUCUCUCUGAAGCGAUGCAAUCUCUCUACCACUCCCGAAAUAUGAAGCAACCUAUCAACCGUUGUCCUCCUUCCAUCCUUUGCGAUAUCUUUCUUUGCCUCAGUGAUAUGGCGACAUCAGAAUUCUUCGACGGCGGACCACCUCCCGAUGUCCGAGACGGAUACACCUGGUUACGAAUAAUCCUCACCUGUCAAUACUGGCAUACCGUCGCCCUUUUAUGUCCGUCGCUAUGGUCCACCAUUAUUUGCGGACACGCCAAGCUGGACACUGUCUCGCGUUACCUCAAGCGGUCCGGACAAACCUGCUUGAAAGUCCACCUCUCCGAACGCAAGACUACUCGAGUUCGCCAACCCAUCUUUUAUGCAGAGUUUCGUGAGACUUUGAAACUACUCAUACCGCAUUUCCAUCGCGUCUCCGUCCUCAAUUACAAUUUUAACCUCCUGCCUCGCGAGUUUACCCCCCUCUUCAACAGUCACACUCCUUGUCUCCGGGAACUUCAUCUUGGUAUCAUCGGACUCGACAGAAAUAUGCCCGUUAUACCGGUUCCAUCUUUACCUGUGUUCAGGGAAGCACCUAUCCAAACUCUCCAUAUCAACUCAUUCGUCGUAUGGCCUGUAUCGCACCGAUCGACUCUCACCACGCUUGUGAUAAGAAGUCCGGUGCUAAGGUCCACAGGUUCGUCUGGUCUGGAAUGCGCGAGGAGUCUUUUGGAGACAUUGAGGACUCAUGCCAUGUUGCAACAUUUGUCGCUUCUCAACUACGACGAGCAACAUGAUUUAGUUGAAAGCAAUGGCAAUGCUAGCGGGAUGGGACUAGGAGAAUUUUUACAAAUCCAACACUCCACCCCACAGAUCGACUGGAGGAAUCUUCACCAAUUAGUGAUUGCCCAUUAUCCUCCGCAUUUGGCUUCUCAAUUCCUCGGAGCGAUAACAUUGUCAGCGACAACUACGUUGGUCAUUAGACACUCUGAUGCUAUCUCAGAUAUCGGCCAAUUCCUUCCUCGCGAUAUGGUGGUUGCUCAUCAGAAUAUCCCUGGUCUUCGAACGGUCAUGGAAGCGACUGUGAUAUAUCAUUGGGAGCACGAUUUCUGCAAACUUACUCUUCAUUCGCCCUCGCACUCGGUCGUAGUGGCUAUGAGUCACCCCAUCCUGAUUUCGACUGAUCGUCACGACGGAGACGUUAAUGAACCGAGUCUAUCAAGGAUACUCAAGAUCAUCCAGAAUGGAGUAUGUGCCGGUGAAGGUGUCCGACGAAUCACUUUCAGGAGUGUGGGUCGGGCGCACGAGUUUUCGACUUUGUUUUGGCGAUCGUUCUUACUUUUGGUAUUCAACUUGCGGACCCAGCGCUCGCUCUCUUCCUCAUACAUGCCCCGUGAUCGGGGUCUCACUGCUACUUCGAACUUCCCCGAUAAUGUUGAUGCAAAGGAGGUGGUCAAAGAUGAGGUCACGGAGGAGGUUAUUGAUUUACAGGCAGGGAAUUUCGGAAGCGUCUACGAAGGGAUGGAGAUCGACCUAGAUGACAUCCUUCCACAUACACUAUUCCAGACGCUCCUCGGACCCGAAUGCGCCUACGCCCUCGAUACGCUGAAGUUUUAUAAAGAACCUUCCAAGGCUAGCAACACGGGGGAAUGCCUUGAUCCUUCACAUUCAGGGCACGCCGUCGUACAUUCCACAGAAGAAUUUCAUCCGAGAUUGGGCGGUCUGCCAUCGGUGGUGAAGACUGCGUAUGAGUGUCGGUCUCCCCUAUCUGCUGGUGCGUAUUCAGCAUUGGAUUAUGGUGGGGUUGACAAGGGUGAGGGAAGAAACAGAGCAAGUCAGAACCGGAUGCAUGUUCGGACGGUUUUGACUCUGAUGUAGGAAAGGGCGGGACUGAGGAGACUAGGGACCGAUUUGCCCCUUGUCUGCUUCUGCAGUGUAUAUAUAUAUAAUUGUACGACUCUUGGAAGAAUUUAUUAUAUGGAUCCUUUACGAUUAGU